CUCCCAGGCUGAAGUAGGCUCUGAUUCUAUGUUUUAUAGAAAAUUUCAAUGAAAAAUCAACAAAAUUCUGGUUUCCUUUAAUGUAUGCAUAGUUCUGAAGGUACCUCUGUGUAGCAGACAAGUGCACUCCAAAUCCCAGUAGUUCCGACUCGGAAACAGCACAGGACGCCAGGAUACCGAUGGCCAACGCGGUGGUGAGCACAACGUCGCCAAUGGCAGGGCGGCGCCUGCUCCGGGACGUGAACCGGCUCCUGGCCUCGGGCUACCACAUCGUGGCGGAUGACAACAUGGCAAACCUGAAUGUGCGAUUCGAAGGGCCACUGGGCAGCAUCUACCAGGGCGGCGUUUGGACCGUCAACUUGUCCAUGCCGCAGGAAUAUCCGCUUAAGGCUCCGCGCGUCCGCUUCGUCACCAAGAUUCUGCAUCCGAACAUUGAGUUCACAUCGGGACUUGUCUGCUUGAAUGCCUUUAAGCAGGCCUGGUCGGCCAGCUAUGACCUGGUCAAUAUCUUCGACACCUUCCUGCCGCAACUGUUGCGCCACCCGAAUCCGCAUGAUCCGCUCAAUCACCGGGCCGCGGCCAUCAUGAAGCACUCGGAGCAGCUCUUUCGCGAGCACGUCCUGGUCUGUGUGAAGAUGUACGCCCUGCCUGUGGCCACCAAUCCACGUAACCUGGUCGAGGAGGGACUCGAGAAGCAUUCCUCGGACCUAAGUCUGUCCGAUCUUUUGUCAGACGAGGACAAUGACGAUGAGGAGGGCGAUCAAGCUGGAUCUGGAGCCGGAGCUGGUGAUAGGGCUUCUGGUGGUGGUUCUGGAAAUGCUGCUGAUCCGGAAGAUGGUCCCGCUCCUGGCCCUGGAGCUGGUGAUGCCGCUGCUGCUGGGAGCAACUGUUGAAAACGAAAAACUAAGCAUUCCACUGCUUUCGUUUUUUCUUUUGUGCCUUGGUUUGUAUAUGGACAAAUUCGCUAAAUUGUAAAUAUAAUUUUUCAUCUUGUUUCCCCCCUGUUGCGGGAAUCUUUGGAAUGUUCCAUUAAGCUAGUUAGACUUAGCCCAACCGAAGAAUUUACGGGUGAAACUUAAAUUAUUAUAAAUGUUGAAUUAUUAAAAGGCAUCGGGAAUAAAGUA
Messenger RNA from Drosophila serrata, 1124 nucleotides. Its product is annotated as ubiquitin-conjugating enzyme E2 H. The record is from RefSeq and is a predicted model, not a curated record. Lineage: Eukaryota; Metazoa; Arthropoda; Insecta; Diptera; Drosophilidae.